CCUUUAUUCUGUGUUUGUCUGUGUGUUGCCAGGCCUGGGCGGAUGCCUUCAGGAGUAGCCCUGACCCGGACAGGCCUUUAUUCUGUGUUUGUCUGUGUGUUGCCAGGCCUGGGCGGAUGCCUUCAGGAGUAGCCCUGACCCGGACAGGCCUUUAUUCUGUGUUUGUCUGUGUGUUGCCAGGCCUGGGCGGAUGCCUUCAGGAGUAGCCCUGACCCGGACAGGCCUUUAUUCUGUGUUUGUCUGUGUGUUGCCAGGCCUGGGCGGAUGCCUUCAGGAGUAGCCCUGACCCACACAGGCCUUUAUUCUGUGUUUGUCUGUGUGUUGCCAGGCCUGGGCGGAUGCCUUCAGGAGUAACCCUGACCCGGACAGGCCUUUAUUCUGUGUUUGUCUGUGUGUUGCCAGGCCUGGGCGGAUGCCUUCAGGAGUAGUCCUGACCUGACCGGGGUGGUCCAUAUUUAUGAGGAGCUGAAGAGGAAAGGCAUAGAGUUCCCCAUGGCUGACCUGGAUGCUCUGUCACCCAUCCACACACCACAGAGGGGUCUACCAGAGGUGGACCCAGCUGUACUAAAGUACAAAGCCCCCAUCCAGCCCCUCGCUGCAGCCACAGCCACCCUCCCCAAGCCUGUAGCCGCCCCGGCUCCGGCCCCCGCCCCCCUCACCCCUGUCCUACAGAUACCACACAUCCCCAACGUACAGGGCCCUAUCACCGCCAACCCUGAACAGAUCGCCCGGCUGCGCAGUGAACUGGACAUUGUGAGGGGAAACACCAAAGUGAUGUCAGAGAUGCUGACUGAGAUGGUGCCUGGACAGGAGGACUCCUCGGACCUGGAACUCCUUCAGGAGCUGAACAGGACGUGCAGGGCCAUGCAGCAGCGGGUGGUGGAGCUGAUCUCCCGGGUCUCCAACGAGGAAGUGACAGAGGAGCUGCUGCACGUCAACGACGACCUCAACAACAUCUUCCUACGAUACGAGAGGUAUGAGAGGUACCGGUCGGGUAGAGCGGCUCAGAAUAACGGGAUGCUGAGUGAAGCCACAGAGGACAACCUGAUAGACCUAACACCAGGCUCGCCCGCUGUGGUCAGCCUCCGAGCCACCUCCACACCCCCGUCCAGCAUCCCCCCUGUGACCGCCCCCAGGGCUGGAGCUACAGCCUCCCCUGCCCGGACCCUGAUCCAAGACCCUACCUCUGGUCCCUUAACUCUGUCCACUCAGCUCGCCGGCCUGGGUAAGGAUGGGGAAUGGUUCAAUAGGACCAUAAAUGAUACUCUGUGUACUAUAUACAAAUGCACCAGAUGCUAGGUACGCUAUACUGUA
Molecule: messenger RNA, 1314 nt
Organism: Salvelinus fontinalis (brook trout)
Lineage: Eukaryota; Metazoa; Chordata; Actinopteri; Salmoniformes; Salmonidae
Product: TOM1-like protein 2
Exons: 6
Coding region: 493-1299 (268 amino acids)
Biological process (GO): signal transduction
Cellular component (GO): membrane; endosome
Molecular function (GO): phosphatidylinositol binding; ubiquitin binding; clathrin binding
Source: RefSeq, a predicted model, not a curated record